Talpa occidentalis (Iberian mole) is the source of this 4361-nucleotide messenger RNA. RefSeq names its product dynein cytoplasmic 1 light intermediate chain 2 (gene DYNC1LI2). Gene Ontology annotation, cellular component: cytoplasmic dynein complex; centrosome. The transcript has 13 exons. NCBI's taxonomy places the organism in Eukaryota, Metazoa, Chordata, Mammalia, Eulipotyphla, Talpidae. Gene Ontology annotation, molecular function: dynein heavy chain binding. Bases 23 to 1501 code for a protein of 492 amino acids. The record is from RefSeq and is a predicted model, not a curated record. Gene Ontology annotation, biological process: microtubule-based movement; microtubule cytoskeleton organization.
CUUUGUGGCUGCGGUUGGCAAGAUGGCGCCGGUGGGGGUGGAGAAGAAGCUGCUGCUGGGGCCCAACGGGCCCGCGGUGGCGGCGGCCGGCGACCUCGCCAGCGAGGAGGAGGAGGGCCAGAGCCUGUGGUCCUCGAUCCUGAGCGAGGUGUCCACGCGCGCCAGGUCCAAGCUGCCGUCGGGCAAGAACAUCCUGGUCUUCGGUGAUGAUGGUUCAGGUAAAACAACCCUCAUGACUAAACUACAAGGAGCUGAACAUGGCAAAAAAGGAAGAGGCCUAGAGUAUCUCUACCUCAGUGUCCAUGAUGAGGACAGAGAUGAUCACACACGCUGCAACGUGUGGAUUCUGGAUGGAGACCUGUACCACAAAGGCCUGUUGAAGUUUGCAGUUUCUGCUGAAUCGUUGCCAGAGACCCUGGUCAUUUUUGUCGCGGACAUGUCUAGACCUUGGACUGUGAUGGAAUCUCUACAGAAAUGGGCUAGUGUUUUACGUGAGCAUAUUGAUAAAAUGAAAAUUCCACCAGAAGAGAUGAGGGAGCUGGAACGGAAAUUUAUGAAAGAUUUUCAAGACUAUAUCGAACCUGAAGAAAGUUGUCAAGGUUCCCCACAGAGAAGAGGGCCUCUGACUUCAGGAGCUGAUGAAGAAAAUGUUGCCCUGCCUCUCGGCGACAACGUGCUGACUCAUAACCUGGGGAUCCCUGUGUUGGUGGUGUGUACCAAGUGCGACGCGGUGAGCAUCCUGGAGAAGGAGCACGACUACCGGGAUGAGCACUUCGACUUCAUCCAGUCACACCUCCGGAGGUUCUGCCUGCAGUAUGGAGCUGCCUUGAUUUACACAUCAGUGAAGGAAGAGAAAAACCUCGAUUUGUUGUAUAAGUACAUUGUUCAUAAAACAUACGGUUUCCACUUUACCACACCUGCCUUAGUUGUGGAAAAGGAUGCAGUUUUUAUACCUGCAGGCUGGGACAAUGAAAAGAAAAUAGCUAUUUUACAUGAAAAUUUCACAACCGUGAAGCCAGAAGAUACGUAUGAAGACUUUAUUGUGAAGCCUCCUGUGAGAAAGCUGGUCCACGACAAGGAGUUGGCGGCAGAGGAUGAACAGGUGUUCCUAAUGAAACAACAGUCAUCCCUUGCCAAGCAGCCAGCCACGCCCACGAGAGCCUCCGAAUCCCCUGCAAGAGGACCCUCUGGCUCUCCAAGAACCCAGGGCCGGGGAGGACCAGCCAGCGUACCUAGCGCCUCUCCUGGCACGUCCGUGAAGAAGCCAGACCCAAACAUCAAAAAUAACGCAGCAAGUGAAGGGGUGUUGGCCAGCUUCUUCAACAGUCUGUUGAGUAAAAAAACAGGGUCUCCUGGAAGUCCUGGUGCUGGUGGGGUGCAGAGCACAGCCAAAAAGUCAGGACAAAAGACUGUGUUGACAAAUGUUCAGGAAGAAUUGGAUAGAAUGACUCGAAAACCAGACUCCAUGGUAACAAACUCUUCAACAGAAAAUGAAGCCUGAUCCUCCUUAAAAAGUGCAUAUGUAAAAUGACCAAAUAAUUAUGUAUAUUGAUCUGCUAAGACCAGGAUUUUUCUGAUAUGGCACAUGCACAUGCUAUCAGUUUUUUGGGGCAGGGGAGAUGAACUUAAAAAAAAAAAACAAACUACUGCAUUGGCUUGUCCGAGUGUGAAAUGCACAUUUAGGAAGGUUACGUGUCAGACCCCUUUGUUAAGAAUCACCCUUGGACUCUCGGGCAUGUGGCUGUCUUGUGGGAAGCAAGUGCCACUGGGCUUUUUCUGCAGGGCCGGGUAGAUGGACAGAAAGAGGGCCCGUUUCUUUCAGGGUGGAGCGAAUGAGACCAGGCGAUCGUGGCGGUUAGCCUGACCAGUCGUGUGUUAGCAAAUUCACUUGUUCUCGGGAAGCAGAUUAAGUAGCAAAAAGUUCAGGAAAGAGAACGACUAAAAGGAGGAAUGAGAGAAGAGGUGGUGGGAAAGCUGAGCGUUGGCGGACGUGGAGGAAAGAAGAGGUGAGAAGUGUUGCUGACUCCUGUGUGUUCAGCGGAAGUCAGUCGUUUUUAGAGGCAUUUCAAACUAAACACUAAGAAUUACAGAAAUAAGACUUCUUCUGAAUGCAUCUGUAGCUUUCGAAAGAUCUGUUACGUGGGGAGUGCCUGAGUCAGGUGGAGGUGACAUGGGUGGAGAAGAUGGCAGCUGCCCAGGACUCAUGACCUUGGCCCAGGCCAUGUCCUUAGGUGAGGGGCAGGCCUCGCGUCAUGUGCCUCGUGGGCAGACAGUCACUGUGCGGGAUGUUUUAAGUCAGCAGUUACAAAAUUAGUUUACUUUGAAUUGUGUCUAAAUAGCUCCUGCUUUGUUUUUUUUUAAAUUAAACAACUUUUUUUUACUACCACAAACCAGCCUACUAAUAGCGAAUGGUGACCAACCUCUCAUUUUACCAUAAUGCAAUGUGCUACGCAAAGGUUGAGGGGGUGGUUUAAUUUAAUUGCACUCCGAUUAAUUGGCUUGCACCAGUCCCUGCCUUACGGUCUGUGGAAACCUUCACAGGGUCCCCUUGAUGCGAAGGGUCUUGUCCUAGCUCCCCAGUCUGAUCAGUGCUAUCAGAUAGACAAAUCAGUGUGAAUGUUUUAUAUUGAAAAUGGAAAUGACACAUUUCUCUUGUUUUGUGUUUUUCAUAAAAUGUAGCAUUUUUUUCUUAAGGAAAUAAGAGUUCCAGGUGUCUCCAUUAAAGGCGGCAAAUUCAUGCACAUUGUCAUGUCACACCACCGUUCCAGAAGUUACUUCUGUGGAUUUGAAAUGGCACUUUUAGUUUUAUACAUGACACAGAACAUUUAAAUGCAAAAACACUACCAUGAAUUUAAUGUAUGAAACAUUUGUUGUCAAACCAAGGGAAAACCACCAUUCACUUAUGUGGAGUUUACUUUUUUAUACGAAUGUAUGUUGUACUGUGUCUAAGAAUAAUUUCCCUGGCGUCGUUACUUUUACAUACCAGAUCUGACUGACCACUAACAUAAUGCUGGGCAUGACUUCAUACCUAUGUUACCAGACUGUAAGACAGUCUGGAAUUGCUUUUUUUUGUAAAGGUCAAACACUGUUAAAGAGAAAGCUGAGUAUAUACUUACCUUUCUGACACAUACAAAAACAUGUUUCUUGUGCCAGUUUUAUUAUUGAAGAUAUACUUCCCCUGCUUUUGAAGUUUUUUGUUUUUGUUUUUGUUAAAUGUAUUGUGGCUUCCAGUAACCAGUGUCCAGGUAAUGACAGUAAACUGACUGUGGAAUGAUGGCGUAGCGACCAAGAGAUGCCAGACAGCUGUGGCUAUGCCAGUGGUGGGGUCAAUUGCUCCCUCUUUACUAAUGCAGGGGGCAAAAUAAGUGACUGCACAAACAAGGUAAAACUCUUGGAAAGGCACAUGCGUAAGAGGGAUACAGUGCGAUGUUAAAUUUUAUUGUGAAAUUUUACUUUUGGUUUCUUUUUCAUCGUUUAAACUGAUAAGCACUUUUUGUGUUAAUAUAAAAUGUUCUAAAAUCGAUGAAAUGCUAAAAACAUUUGUCUUAUGAAGGAAGAGUUCUUAGAAGAUCGCUUUCACUUUCUCAUGACAAUUGGAUGCUCUUAGUAGCGGAAGAAUCUGAUGUAUAGUGUCAUUUGCUCAGUGGUUGCCAAAGUCUACCAACUUUGGGGGAGCUGCAGGGUUCUCUUUUGGGGGUGGGAGGAGGGGAGAUCUUUUUUUGUUUCUGGGGGGUUUUCAAGCAUUGGAACCAAAGGCCAACCAAUGAACAGCCUUUACUUUUCAAAGUAAAAUUCAUUUUAUUUGCAGAAUACACUUAUAUGGCAGACUGUUAAAGACAAUUUUGUGACUCUGUAUACAUUAUGGUGGUUGCAUCCGCUGUUUGUCUUUAAAAUGGGAAAAUCAAAGAAGCCCAACCUUGAAGAUGGGCCUCAAAGAAGGCCCUGAAUUGGUCUUUCCUAAAAAUGCAACGGGUAUGCUGCUAGAAUUAUUUAAUUUUGUUUGCACUUUGUUUUUGAUUGGCAUUUUAAAAUCAGUAUUUAAACUGAAGAUACUGUGUUUUAUUAGCUUAACAAAUUGAAAGUGACUGCUCUGUACAUCAUGACCUUAGCAAUGUUGAUGCUGUAGGUGAAAACUCACUGUUGUCUCUCUACUAAGUUUAUUGGUGUUUUUAACUUAAAAUGAGGACUGCAGGUUAUUCCCCCACCAGCCUUAGUCCAGGGGUGUGGCUCGAUCUGGACAUAGUAUGCAGUCAUGUGGAACCUUGCUUUCUAGUGCUGGAAAAGAAGAUGUCUCUAAUUACUGGCUUCAAUAAACAUGAAUCCAGACUGCUUAUAAUUUUUGGUGAGUUUCUUUAUAUCAU